AUGGAUGGGCGAGUGACCCACUGGUUGGGUCAAUGCCACCGCAAUUAUAAUGUCUCUACGACCGAUAUCCGCAGCACUUCCUAUUCGAAUUUGAUCAGAGGUGUGACGAUCCCUUCUGGGAGAACCUACCGUUAUGUCUUCUCUCCGCCGUUCGACUCAACCAAACCAUACAUCCUGUUCUUGCACGGGUUUCCAGAGACGUCGCACGAGUGGAAAGCUCAGAUUACCUACUUCACCGAGCAAGGCUUCGGUGUUGUUGUCCCCGACCUCCUCGGCUACGGGGGAACCGACAAGCCAGAGAGCUUGACAGCAUAUAGCUUCACGAGCAUGGCCGGCGAACUUAAUGAGCUGCUCGAGUGCGAGGGCGUGGAAAAAUUCAUUGCGGUUGCCCAUGAUUUCGGAGCGCCGGUGCUUUCCCGACUCCUGACUCACCAAUCUUCUCGAGUAACAGCAGCCGCAUUUCUGGGCGGUGGUUAUCUUCCACUCCAGGCUCGCUUAGAUGCAGCAUCGAUAACUGCUUUUAAUAAUGACGCCAAGGAUCGAUAUGGUUACGAAAUAUAUGGCUAUUGGUUUACGAAUAAUGAAGAUAGCAUGACUGAGCUUGUUGAAGAAAAUUUGGACUCUUUCCUAAGCCUUGCUUUUACACGAAAUCAGACGGUCUGGAGGGAGAAUUUUGCGCCGCUGGGUGCUGUACGCCAGUGGCUGACCGAAAACCGGACCGCAACAGAUGUUUACGUCAGCCAAGUCUACUAUGAGCAAUGGAAGACUAUAAUCAUGUCCAACGGAGGCAUGGAAGCGCCAUUACGGUGGUAUAAGGCGACAAUGGCAGGCAUCAGCAAUCCAACGGAGGACGGUACGUAG
Molecule: messenger RNA, 861 nt
Organism: Boeremia exigua
Lineage: Eukaryota; Fungi; Ascomycota; Dothideomycetes; Pleosporales; Didymellaceae
Product: Alpha/Beta hydrolase protein
Exons: 5
Coding region: 1-861 (286 amino acids)
Molecular function (GO): catalytic activity
Source: RefSeq, a predicted model, not a curated record